AGAUUUAUCGUCCCUUCAACUGACAUUGCUGGGUUGGUGGACUCAGAAGCUUGGUACACCAGCUCUCUCGAUGUCUCACUCAAGCGUCGCUCCUACGUCGACACCACCCUUCAUGCGGUUUCUGUGGCCACCGCUCCCACCCCCUUCACCGCUUCCUCUAACGGCGCUUCCCAUCGCCCCGCCAACAUCAAACGCCACAGUCAGUCAGGUCUUCGGUUGUCCCGCAAAACUCUUGCUCAAAUUGCCCGAACUCCUCCACGGCUUCGUCUUACAGCACGGCUGGACAAACUCACAGUGCUGCCGUCCCACAGCCUGCACAUUGCUAUUGAGGCGACUGGAGCCUUGGUUGUCCGUGAAAUCCAAGGCAGCGUUGGCGAAGUCGCUGCUAGCGAUGCUGCAGUUGAGGGGCGAGGUGCCGGCCUUUCUGGCUGCUUUAGUGCUCUCAGAAGUUCAAGAACAAGGUGAACCAAUUUUCAGGCUGUUAUUUCAAUUAUCCUUCUGGGAGUGUUUUUGUACUUGUUGA
Messenger RNA from Hydatigera taeniaeformis, 523 nucleotides. NCBI's taxonomy places the organism in Eukaryota, Metazoa, Platyhelminthes, Cestoda, Cyclophyllidea, Taeniidae. The record is from the annotation of a GenBank genome assembly.